Molecule: messenger RNA, 891 nt
Organism: Chenopodium quinoa (quinoa)
Lineage: Eukaryota; Viridiplantae; Streptophyta; Magnoliopsida; Caryophyllales; Amaranthaceae
Exons: 2
Coding region: 1-891 (296 amino acids)
Source: RefSeq, a predicted model, not a curated record
AUGUCAAACCUUGCAAAACUCGAAUUUGUUGCUCUUGAUAUUACUGGAAACAACUAUCUGUCUUGGGUGUUAGAUGCUGAAAUACAUUUAGAUGCAAAGCGACUUGGUGAUACUAUUAAAGAAAACAACACUGCAACAAGCCAAGAUAAGGCUAAAGCUAUGUUAUUCCUUCGCCAUCACCUUCAUGAAGGCCUUAAGACUAAGUACUUGACUGUUAAAGACCCACAAGUCCUUUGGAGUAAUCUAAAGGAAAGAAUUACAUCACAAUUAAAAUUAUGUGGAGAGAAAAUCACGGAUGCAGAAAUGUUAGAAAAAACAUACUCUACUUUUCAUGCAAACAAUGUUGUCCUGCAGACACAAUAUCGUGAAAAGGGUUUUACACAAUAUUCUGAAUUGAUAUCUUGUCUCCUUGUGGCCGAGCAAAAUAAUGAACUAUUAAUAAAAAAUCAUGAAUCACGCUCAACUGGCUCUACUCCAUUCCCUGAAGCAAAUGCGACAUCCCAUAGUGGGAAAGAGCAAAAGGCUAGAGAUCACGCCAGCGGUCGUGGUCGAGGCCGUGGUCGCGGCCGUGGACGUGGACAUGAUCGUGGUCGAGGUGGUCAUUUUAGGAACUCAUACUCUCACCAGAAGUGGGACAAUAAAGAUGGAAAUAAGAAUGAGAAGGAUAAAAAUGAAAAUAUAUGCUACCGUUGUGGAGCAAAAGGCCAUUGGUCUCGUGUGUUUCGCACACCAAAAUAUCUAGUAGACCUCUAUCAACAAUCAAUCAAACAGAAAGGAAAGAAAGUGGAAACAAAUUUGGUGUACGAGGAUGGCGAAGGUGAUUUUGGUUACGGUGAUACAACUCACCUGGAAACGGCUGAUUUCUUUCUUAAUCCUGAAGAAAAUAAUUGA